UCUCUAGGGAUUAACAAUGUGGUGUGUGCAUAUUCAACACGCAUUGCUCUUUCUGACUAUCUUGCUUCUUUUGGUGGAGGCUUCAUUGGGUCGAUAUAUCCCAUUUAAGAUUCCAGACGGAUAUGUGAGGAUAAGGUGGGACAUCAUGAAUGAAACUCGUGGUAGCUACUCAGCUAAUGUCACAAUCACCGACUACUUGACGAAUCACGACAUUGAAGGGCCAUGGGCACUAAGAUGGAAAUGGAACGAAGACGAAAUUCUGUUGAGCACUGUGGGUGUUAUUGGUACACAACUUGGGAAGGAAUCAUCAGUAGGUGACAAUAAGUGGCCUUUGAAUAGUAAUUUGCCACCACGCAGGGAGAAAGUAGUACCAAAGUGUUGCGAGGACGAUGUGAUUGUCCCGUGGUAUGGAGAAGCUAACCUUGAGAAAAGCUCUUCUUCAUUCCAAAUUACUGUUGGCCGAGUUGGUAUAGAAUAUUAUCCGCCAAAAUUUGUGUUCACGACACCAAGAUCAAAACUCAUGUGUUUUCCAAUGAUGCGAUUUACUAAUACACGGGGUUACUUGAAGACGUGGACAGCGAUGUGCGGUCUCUUCUUAGAGUUCCUCAAGACUGAUAACGAAGAUCUAUGAAGUUGUGGGGGCUGUUUGCAUCUUUUUAAUGUUUUCGUGCCUUUUUUUUUGCUAACAAUGAUUUCGUGCUUUAAUACUAUUUUUAUGUGUUCAUGAGAUUUCAUGUGAUGCGACUAUGAUAAUAAUUUGAUAUCAUACAAGAGUGCGCUAGUAUAGUGAUAAAGCCAGCAAAUGACAUAAAUAUAAACGUCAUUCAAAGAACAUUCAGAAGCAAGCCAAAUAAUUUAUUAUUAUCAGUUGGAUUAUCGGUUAGUCCAAAAAAUAUUUUAUUCUUUAAGAAAGGAAGCAUGUAUGGGCAUGGAACCUAUCAUAAAAGUGAAACUUACGACCAAGAAUUAUGAUAAGAUGACUUGAUGUGUUCACAUUACAUGGUAGUGUGAUAUUUUAAGACUUAAGUGCAUGGCACAUUGUUGUUUACUUUCUUUUUUUAUAACCAAGUAUCCUGGUCCAUAGAAAUGAUCAAAGACUAGAGACCCAAGCGAUCAAGGACCUAGUUUUUGCUGCUCACGAUGUGGAUCACCGUGAACGGUCUUUGGUCUCGGAUGCUGGAGUUCUGCAUGUGAAUUACUCGAUGGUCGAGAUUCGAACUUAGAUAGCAGAAUUCACAACCGUGAGUCCUUUACCAAUAGAGCUAGAAGUUCCGGUUAAAAUUCUUUCUCUGGUUGAGACAUUGUCUAGCUUUGUUUUUUUCCUCUCUAUCCGAACAUUCUUUCUCUGGGUUGAGACAUUGUUUACAACAACAAUCGUUGUUUCAAGUGCAUGUGCACAUUGUUGCACAGCUCUUAUUUCUCGUGACUUUGUUGCAAGUAGAAGUUGUUUGGUUGAACGUCCCAAAACCAAAAGGAUCAUAAUUCAUAAGUGCAUGUCAUUAUAGUUUAUAUGUAUAUAUAUUUUUUCUAACGAAGUAUGAUUUUUUAUGUGGUGAUACACGAUAACAUCAUGGUUAGAUCAGAAACAAACGAUUUAUCACGAAAACCUUACUGAGUUCUCUCUGAAAGGCAUAUAUCGUAAACUCUUGAAAUUCUAACAUAUCAUUUAACAAAUAUGAUAUAUUGUAAAUUAUUAGUAAGGUCACAUUUUCAACAACUGUUGUUCAACAACCUCUUAGUAGUGGGGAUAGCAACCGGAACGGGCACCUUAGGAUUAAGUUUGGGUCCACGCCUUGGAAGACAUAUCAAACAAAAAGAUACACCAACAAAACUUGCAGAUCAAGAAUCAUAUACAAAAACCAUAGUUCCAAGGUCCUCAAUAUAUGAAACGACCCAACAAA
Messenger RNA from Brassica rapa (field mustard), 1901 nucleotides. RefSeq lists its product as uncharacterized. NCBI's taxonomy places the organism in Eukaryota, Viridiplantae, Streptophyta, Magnoliopsida, Brassicales, Brassicaceae. The record is from RefSeq and is a predicted model, not a curated record. Gene Ontology annotation, cellular component: plasma membrane. Gene Ontology annotation, biological process: plant-type cell wall cellulose biosynthetic process; cellulose microfibril organization.